Molecule: messenger RNA, 3552 nt
Organism: Adineta ricciae
Lineage: Eukaryota; Metazoa; Rotifera; Eurotatoria; Adinetida; Adinetidae
Source: the annotation of a GenBank genome assembly
AUGAGCCAUACUAAUACUAAGAAGAAGCACAAACGGCAUCAUCAUCACUCGGAUGACGAGGAAGAAGAGAAACUUUGCAAACAUCAUCGAUCCAAAACUACCGAUCAAACUAUUGAAGAGCCUGCCAUUGAUCCAUCGUUUGAUUGGCUUGGUCGACGAGAUUAUCUCACUGAAUCAUAUCUUGUUAACAAUGCGAUGUUCGACUCUCCUGCGAACGUCGACGACUUCUGGAAAUUUGUACAAAAAUAUCAAUUAUUCCAGCAACGGCGACAACAACCGCCUAAGCCCAUACCGUCUGAUGCUGAUCAACAGCGCUCAAGCAUAUUGAAUUUACCUUUAGUCUAUGAAAAACGCCAUCGUUUGAAUGCUACGAUAUCUUUCAAUAAGUCAGUUACACAUCUUGAUCCACGUUAUGACAUGACCGGUGAAAGAGUUGUUGAACAUCGUCGCCUAUCUUCAGUUCGAUUAGCAGAGUUUAAAACGAUAAUCGAAUAUUAUUUCGAUCUGAAUCAAAAAGAAAAGUUCAAACGUAUUCACAAACUUCGACAUGAUCAAGGACAUUUGCCUAUUGCAAAUCAUCGUCGAGAAAUUCUUGAACAAUUGAAAGUUCAUCAAGUCAUUUUAGUAGCUGGUGACACUGGUUGUGGAAAGUCAACACAGAUUCCGAGAUUUCUACUCGAAGCAGGGUUUGAUAAAAUAGCCUGUACACAACCACGACGAAUUGCCUGCAUUUCAUUAGCAAAACGCGUUAGUUAUGAAACAUUGAAUGAAUACGAUAAUCAAGUUGGAUACCAGGUUCGUUUCGAGAAAACGCGACAGAAAUCAACUCGGAUCAUCUUCAUGACUGAAGGUAUUCUGCUACGACAGCUCCAGGGUGAUUCAUCAUUAUCUGAUUAUGAUAUAUUGGUUAUCGAUGAAGUGCACGAACGACAUUUAUUUACUGAUUUCAUCAUGGGUAUUCUGAAAUGUUUAAUUACACAGAGAAGAGACUUGAAAAUUAUCCUAAUGUCGGCCACAAUUAACAUUGGAUUAUUCUCAACUUACUUCGACAAUUGUCCAGUGGUUAAAGUUCCUGGACGUCUGUACAAAAUUCAAGUUAAUUAUCAUCCGAUCAAAGUCGAAGAAUCUGCUAGUAAAAGCUCGAAAAUUGACGCAAAACCUUAUCUGCGUAUUAUAGAACAAAUCGAUGCAAAGUAUUCAUCAACUGAUCGCGGUGAUAUGCUCAUAUUUCUGAGUGGUAUGGCUGAAAUUCAAGGAGUAAUGGAAGCCGCUCAAUCCUAUGCACAGGAAACUCAACGCUGGAUUGUCCUUCCCUUGCAUAGUGCACUUUCACUUGAAGAACAAGACAAAGUAUUCGAUAUGCCACCGGAAGGUGUUCGCAAAUGUAUUAUAGCUACAAAUAUAGCUGAGACAUCAGUUACCAUCGAUGGUGUGCGUUUUAUCAUCGAUUCGGGAAAAGUGAAGGAAAUGUCAUACGAUGCUAAAUACAAAAUGCAACGUCUACAAGAAUUUAAUAUUAGUCGUGCCAGUGCUGAACAGCGCAAAGGUCGUGCUGGACGUACAGGACCUGGCGUGUGUUUUCGCUUAUAUAGCGAGCAAGAUUAUUUGACUUUUCAAGAAUACUCAACACCAGAAAUACGUCGAGUACCACUUGAUUCAUUGAUGUUACAAAUGAUUUCCAUGGGUCUGAAAGAUCCAAGAAAGUUUCCAUUUGUUGAGCCACCAGAUAUGGUAGCUAUUGAUAGUGCUUUACUUCGUCUGCAAGAACAAGCAGCUCUAUCAACGAUUGAUUGUUCAUUGACUGCGAUCGGUUCCAUGCUCGCCCGAUUACCUGUGGAUGUAUCGAUCGGGAAAAUGCUUAUUUUCGCGUGUAUCUUUCAAUAUGUAAAUUCAAUGUUAAUCAUGGCGUCAGCAUUGAGUAUUCAAUCACCAUUUCUCAGUUUCCUUCAAUGUGAUCCGGAGACAAAUACACGGCGUCGGCCGAUGAUGUCGAGUCACGGCGAUCCAUUUACUCUGCUCAAUCUAUUCGAUGAAUGGAUUCAUGUCAAGUCUGACGGACAGAAUACGCGUACGUGGUGCAAACGACGAGGCGUGGAAGAACAACGUCUGUAUGAUAUUACGAAGCUUCGUCGCCAAUUUCAAGAUAUUCUUCGCGAUUACAAUCUGGAAAUUGACUAUCGACAAACGAAAACACGCACAACAUUAGAAAAACGUGAACAUUGGAGAAAAACGCAAGAAUUGAAAGACCUCAAAUCUCAGCAGGAUAAAGAAUCGAAAUAUCGAAAAGUUUUGAAAUUAGAAGAUUCUUCAAUAACAAGUUCAAUGAAUGAUGAUCAUGGCGAUGAUUAUACGAAAAAGGAAGUCAUAAAAACAAGUGAUAAAAUUCGUGAUAUUGAAUUUCGAUUAAUCAAUGAUAUAACCGCACUGAAGGAAAUGUCCACAGACAGUCAAAACUAUCGUACAAAAGAUAUCAAUAUGCUGAAGUUAAUCCUUUGCUCUGGUCUGUAUCCACAAGUUGCUAUUGCCGACGAAUUCAAUAAUUACAAACGAGAUUGUGAUCAAUUCUUCCAUACAAAAACAAAACAAUUCGUAGUUCUUCAUCCCACAAGCGUGUUUACCUAUGAUCCCGACACUCUCCUCCCACCUACUCCGUCGAAAACAGUCACAAGUUCUAAUAACAAAAAACAAACUUUAAGUAAUCAACAUGAACUUCUCGUUUAUGUUACAUUGAUCGAAACGAACAAGCCCUACAUAAUGAAUGUCAUGCGCACACCAGCGAUGCAAACAUUGUUUCUCUACGCUUCGACGUUGGAAACGAACAAUGAUUUCACUCAGGUGCUCUGUGAUCAAUGGCUCGAAAUCACUUUUGAAAGUUCAGAAGCAGCACAAAGUAUAAUUUCAUCGGUUUUACUAUUGCGAAAUGCUCGAGAACUUUUACUUCAAUUAACUUUACAAGACAUAAAUAAAUCAGCCGAUAUAGAACUUGUGUCAAGACCACGCACAUACGAAUUACAACAUUUACUUUCCAGAAAGAUGACGGAAUUUCUUGACAAUUCCUGUCUGUAUGCAAUACGUCGAGUCUUAACCGCUGAAUUAGAGACAAUCUAUCGACGUAGUUCUCAAGAAAAUGAUGAUGAUGACGAUAAAGAUGCCAUACAAGAAAGUACUAAAAUUAAUGAAUAUUUAACUUAUAAUUGUCUCCGAUCGCAUGAUGAUCAAGAAUCAUUCUGGUCUGAGUAUGCCGGUGCAACGAUGCAAAAACAUUGGACGUGCCCUUACUGCAAUGAAGACAUUCUCGUCACUGUUGCCGAACGUAUUGCGCAUGAGAAUCAAUGCCAAUUAAAUUCUUUACGCAAUGACGACAAUCCCAUCUUGAAAUCAUCUGGGUCCAAAGCAGGAAAAGAUGACCUUUUGAGUAAUUUGACAGCAUUAACUCGUACAACAUCAACGCCUGUUCCAACAGCAAAAGACUAUUAUUGUGAAAUAUGUGCACAGACAAUAAAGUUGACAAGUAUUGAAAUUCUACGACACCGUGCGACACAUCAAAACUGA